AUGUCUAAAUAUGCUGGAUUAUACUAUGAACAUGUUAUGACUGAUGGCACGAUAAGUGGUAAUACAGUCUCAUAUAAAUUACCGAGAGACUUCAUUGAAUAUCCUGCGUCAAAAGCUCUUGAGAUAAGAAAGAUAAGUCUUGAGCAUCCAGACUUUGAGUUUCUUGCUAUUCCAUUAGAAAUGACAGAUUCAUCAAAAUCAGUGAAAAAAAGGUUUGACAUGAGAUAUUACAUAAAACCCAACAUGACUACACAGGAGUUGAAUGAAGGUCUUAUGGAAAAAAUGACUGAGGCAAGUAGAGAAUUUGUUGAUUGUUACUAUGAUUCAAAUGAAAAUAAAUUGAAUGUAUUAAGAAAAGGUACAUCACCAAUCAUAACAUUACCUUCAUACAGUAGUAUAGAAAAAAAUGCCUUGAAUUAUAAAUAUGACAUGUCCCUAGGAGAUGUGUUGGAUUUCAUCACUGCAUUAUUAGAAACCACUGAAACAGACACAACAUCAAGAAAACCAGAUCUUGUUUGGGAAGAUGACCAUGGUAGAACAUUCACGCAAAAAGUAAUUCCAUCGAAAGCAAAAUUUUUAGACUUAUGGGAAAAAAAUAUAUCUCGCGAAUGCAUGUAUAUUAUAGUUUUACCAUAG
Molecule: messenger RNA, 636 nt
Organism: Trichomonas vaginalis G3
Lineage: Eukaryota; Parabasalia; Trichomonadida; Trichomonadidae
Exons: 1
Coding region: 1-636 (211 amino acids)
Source: RefSeq, a predicted model, not a curated record